AAUUGAUUGAAAUGUAUGCUUGUUACACACCCAGGUCUGGAAGGAUGAAGAGAGGUGUACAAUAAGUACAGUAGAAUAAAGAACCAGUAGUUGACAAUAGCUACACCAUUGAAUGCUGCUAAACGUCUCAUGGGGCAUGUUGUCCAUUGCUGGAGAAGGGACGGGUAGAGAUUGUUGGGUGUGUCAGCAAUCUUUGAAGGAGAGGGGAAACCGUGCAUGAGAGAUCACCAGAGCUGACUUGAGCGCACAGCAAGGCAGUGGAAUCAUUACUCAGUGAAAAUUGAAGUAUUGAGCCAUGCAGAAUGACAAAUGCUUGUUUAAAGAGGUUAAAGACCCGUUUUCUGUCUUGUGUAAUGAUGCGUGACAACGGUAUGAGGAUCACCUUGAUAAGUUCGACGACAAUGCUCCAAUUUUGGGGUGUUAUGAUUAUGAAACAGCUACACUUUUCAGGAUUCAGGAAAUAGUUAUAUAGAGAACAGUUAGGCUACUCAACGUAAGGAAAAGCAGUAUGCUGACAACAUUUUGUUCCUUGCUCACCGAACAGGACAGCGACUCAUGGGAUGUAGUGUGGGCUGUAGAACAAGGCUCAACUUUGGAAAGGCGCUGUCCAAAGUAUCCGUGUGUUUUACCAUGGUCGUGAUUUUCACCUAUUUCUUCUACUGUCUUACCGGAUUAUGUGACUCGGCGCCGAGACAGAUGUUCGACCAUCAUACUGUAAACAGAGACUAUGAUGUAUCGGACCGUACGUACGACAACCUSKMYCCGCCAGCGCGACUCUAUCCUCACCACCRGGGCGCACCGACUCCCUGGAACAGGACAGACACUUCAACGGGCGCCGCGSUCCACCGUGCAGACGAACAGGUCGCCACGCUAAAGUGGGUUGAAGGCGGACUGCUCCCACAAGAGAUACCGYAGAGCACUAAGGAAAAUCUAGCUGCCAACGGCAUCCCCAUGUCCAACACAUUUGAGAGUAAGAAGUUCCCACAAGCCAUCAUAAUCGGUGUGAAGAAAGGCGGUACGCGCGCUCUGCUGGAGUUCCUACGGAUUCAUCCGGAUGUGAGAGCUGUCGGGGCAGAACCUCACUUUUUCGACAGGUUCUACGAGAAAGGACUUGAGUGGUACAGGAACCUGAUGCCUCGGACRCUGGAAGGUCAGAUCACCAUGGAGAAGACGCCCAGCUACUUUGUGACCAAGGAGGCUCCUCGUCGCCUCUGCACCAUGAACUGCCGCACCAAGCUCAUUGUAGUCGUCCGCGACCCCGUGACCCGGGCAGUCUCCGACUAUACCCAGACGCUGUCUAAACAACCRGGCCUCCCCUCCUUCCAGAGCCUGGCCCUCAAGAAUACCUCUACGGGAUUGGUCGACACCUCGUGGAGCGCCGUGCGCAUCGGCCUGUACGCCAAGCACCUGGAGAACUGGCUCCAGCACUUCCCCUUAUCUCACUUCCUGUUCGUCAGCGGCGAGCGGCUGGUGUCCGACCCGGCGGGGGAGAUGGGCCGGGUGCAGGACUUCCUGGGUCUGAAGAGGGUGGUGAGCGACAAGCACUUUUACUUCAACCAGACUAAGGGAUUCCCCUGUCUGAAGAAGCCAGAGGGAAGCAGCAGGCCCCGGUGUCUGGGGAAGUCCAAAGGAAGGCCUCAUCCACAGAUCUCACCAGAGGUACUGCAGAGGCUCAGGGACUUCUACAGGCCCUUCAACCUCAGGUUCUACCGGAUGACUGGACAAGACUUUGGAUGGGACUGAGCCGUCCACCAAUGUUACAUGGAAAAUCAAACUAAAGGAUGAAAAUMAUUACUUUAAAACAUGUGGAGAGGUCACUGCUUUCAUCAAGACAGGAAACACAAGACUGACAUUACAUUUGUCAAUGAGGGAACAGGGGUUCUAGGUUACCACUUUGACUUGUGACAUGGUAUGCAUUAUACAAAAUGUUGGAAUUUUUUGGUAUUUUAUGGAACAGUGAUAUAAAGCUGUCAUUUAUAGUUUCAGUUACAAUAUUUGUAUGUUGCUACAMGUAAGAAUAAUGUAAGAACUAAUUGUUUUCCCAGUGUAAAGUACAUGAACCAGGAGAUAAGGAUAAAUGUCACAGUAAGUAGACCAAAGGACGUUGAUGACUUGAUACCUCUGUGUGAGGAGACUCAUGUUACAAUGAAUUAUACAAAGGAUUAUAACCAACCUGUUUCUGACCAGCGUGUGUGUAUGUGUGUGUAUGUAUGUUUGUGUGUGUGCAUGUUUAAGAUACCGUAAGAAAAGUGUAUUUAUUGCAAUAUGUGUACUAGUAGCUUUAUUAUUCUUGUGACCACCCAACUAAGCAACAAACCUUUCUUUAUCAGGGUUGACAAUCCUUUUCUUUUGACUUUUGACUUGUGUUUUAAUGGUACUGUAGAUCUAAAACCAAAUGUGUAACUAUCUUCAUUAUCUGUCAAGUCAAUCUAAUACCAGACCCUGUUUACAGCAUUUCCAUUGGGACAGUAUUACAUUGGAUGAUGAACCUCUAUUACAUAGACUUUGUACCACAUAAUCCUUUUUCUUACACUUGGUAAGAGCUAUUUAUGAUGUGAUACUUAUUUCAC
Molecule: messenger RNA, 2570 nt
Organism: Salvelinus sp. IW2-2015
Lineage: Eukaryota; Metazoa; Chordata; Actinopteri; Salmoniformes; Salmonidae
Product: heparan sulfate glucosamine 3-O-sulfotransferase 6
Molecular function (GO): [heparan sulfate]-glucosamine 3-sulfotransferase activity
Source: RefSeq, a predicted model, not a curated record